Messenger RNA from Podospora anserina S mat+, 1629 nucleotides. RefSeq lists its product as uncharacterized. Lineage: Eukaryota; Fungi; Ascomycota; Sordariomycetes; Sordariales; Podosporaceae. The record is from RefSeq and is a predicted model, not a curated record. Bases 1 to 1629 code for a protein of 542 amino acids. Gene Ontology annotation, cellular component: mitochondrion. Gene Ontology annotation, molecular function: asparagine-tRNA ligase activity; ATP binding; nucleic acid binding. Gene Ontology annotation, biological process: asparaginyl-tRNA aminoacylation. The transcript has 3 exons.
AUGCGGCCCUCCGUUCUGGGGUCUGCCAUGCGGCCAUCAGCAAGUCCCCUUGUCUCGCGUAUCUCAAUGCUCUCGCGCCCGAGUCACAGCUCCCGUCGAUGUCUAUCACACCAAGCAACCGCAACACCAGCACCAGCACCAGCACCAGUACCGGUACAGCCAGCCCGUGCCAUCUCUCAGCUGCUCAAGUGGAAACCUGAGCAAAACGUCGACAAUGUGGUUGUCCACGGCUAUGUCCGGUCUGUCCGUGGUCUGAAAGCCUGGCGCUUUGUCUCGCUCGCCGAUGGUUCCUCGCUGGAUCCUCUGCAGGCCGUUAUCGAGUCCGGUCUGGCUGAAGGCCUGACUGUCGGCGCGGCCGUCCGACUCACCGGCUCCUGGGUUGCUUCUCCUGGCGCCGCACAAAGCCACGAGUUGCAAGUCAGGGAGGUAAAGGUCUUGGGUUCUUCAGAUGCCAAGUUUGCUCUCCAGACAUUUCCCAUUCAAAAGAAAUAUCAGACACCCGAGUACCUUCGUACUUUGCCGCACUUGCGGCCGAGAACACCGCUCAAUGCUCUCUUGCUGAGAUUGCGGUCCGAAGCCGUAACUUCGUUGACUCAGUUCUUUGCUCGCCAGGAUUUUGUACAGACACACCCGCCCAUCAUCACAUCGUCCGAUUGUGAGGGUGCGGGCGAGGUCUUUACUCUGAACCCGGCCAAUGACACGGCCGGCCAACCUGGCAAGGAGUCUGCUGAUUCACAAGAUUCUUUUUUCCGCUCCAAGAAGUACCUCACAGUUUCGACCCAACUUCAUCUAGAGGCCCUUGCACAGUCAGUCGGCAAUGUCUGGACCCUGUCCCCUGUAUUCCGCGCCGAGCAGAGCGAUACAUCAAGACAUCUCAGCGAGUUCUACAUGCUUGAAGCAGAGAUGAGCUUCGUCGACGACAUGAACUCCGUCAUGGACCUCGCUGAGGACAUGAUGCGUCAACUUGGCACGGACUUAUACCAGUCAGACACGGUCAAAUCUUUGCUGACACGGACACCCCAUUUUGGCCAAGAUCUGGCUCCGGCGGAAGAGGUUGACCGUCGUUGGCAGGGCUUGAUGCAGCCAGACUGGCCCCGUAUCACAUACACGGAAGCUAUUGACAUUUUGAAGCAGCAUGAAGACAAGUUCGAGCACAAGCCGGUUUGGGGCGCCGGCCUGCAGUCUGAGCAUGAAAAGUUCAUCGCUUCGACGGUUGGCAAGGACCGGCCGGUCUUUGUCACCAACUACCCCCGUGAUAUCAAGGCCUUCUACAUGCGCCCAACCCGGGGUCCCGGCUCCGAAGAUCCUUCCAGAGUCACGGUCGACUGUUUCGACUUGCUUGUUCCCGAACUCUGUGAAAUUGCGGGUGGGUCGAUGCGUGAGCACCAGUUGGAACCUCUGUUGGACAUAAUGACGCGUCAAGGGAUCAUCAAGUCUCCGUCAGAAACUGCAUCCGAGGACGAUUCUGGAAACGGCCUUCAGUGGUAUGCCGACCUGCGUCGAUGGGGAUGCCCUCCCCACGGUGGGUUUGGCUUGGGCUUCGAUCGGCUGCUGAGCUAUCUGUCGGGGGUUCAAACGGUGCGAGACAUUGUCUCAUUCCCACGCUGGUAUGGGCGAUGCGACUGUUAA